AUGGGCAGGAUUCAAGCAGCAAGCGCUGAGACUGUGUGGGAUCCCGAUUUGAGGUGUCUUCCGCUUGAGGGCUACGGAGACGAUAACGAUGGCGUGCUUCAGAAUUACUACCGGAACUGCUAUGACCGUGACGGUGGCGUUCUGGUGGAUUGCACAGAGGCUGUGAAGGUUUACAUCGACAUAGUCGGGCACGAGUUGAAAACAGUCGAUGAUCAUCGCGAGGAAUUUCGGAUGGUCUUCAUGCUCAAGCUCGCUUGGUUGGAUCCCGACCUCAAGAACUUCAAAUCGGUCAUCACUGUUCGUGACCCAAAAGGCGAGACAAAGCUUCAUUUGCAGCAGCUUGAAGUCGUGGUUACGAAGAUGUAUGCAAACGGCGACAUCGAAUUCAUAGACCUUUCUGAUCCUGAACAGAAGACUCAGAUCAAACUCAGACGCGACUACCUCAGCUUGAGGGAACCCGAGUGGAAAGAGUGCUUCUUUCCCACAUUCUCUUUUAUUAACAUGCAGAAUGACCCGGCGCCGGCGGGGACAAGAAAGCUGCUUUGGUGCAACGACGAAGGGGGAUUUGUUUCCUACACAGUCAAGUAUGAUGCGACAUUCAAAGAAUGCUUCGAUCUUACAAACUUCCCGAAAGACCAUCAGCUCUGCAGGAUUAGGCUGACAGCCGAAAAAACUGCCGACGAGUUCCAGUUCGUGCCGGUCAAGAAGUGGUUCUCCAGCCCGCAGAUGUGCGACAUGUGGACGUUGGACGAAGAAAUUCAGAAGAAGUGCACGGUCUACGUGCGCUACUUGGACAGGCAGUUUCCGUACCAGCUGCAGCGCUCUUGCGUGAAUGCCGUUUUCCACCUCGAGCGCAAAGGUGAUUUCUACUUUCACUCGAUGCUCUUUAUGGUCUUUCUCGUCAUCAUCGUCAGUCUAUGUACUUUGGUGAUUCCCCUGGCAGAUGUCAGUGGAAGACUUGCUUAUUCGAGCACUUGUUUCCUUGCAGUCAUGGCUUACCGCUAUACUCUUGAUGCCAUGCUUCCGCGCAAGGACUACUUCACAUUAGCGGACAAAUACGUGAUUUUUGCUUGUGGCCUUCAAGUGGCGAUUGUGCUGCAAACGGUGAUACUACAGUACAUGGAUGGCAUUGUUGAAGACCCCAGCUCUGUCGACAAAUGUGCUGGCCUGGUUCUGUUACUUGCAUGGCUGGUGGUGAACUAUUACCUUCGAAGGAUAUCAAGAUCGAAGCCAGAAAACGAUUGGAGAAGUGUGUACCAAGCCCGUCAAGAACCCUAUGCUCCUGUCAAGAGGUGUUCAAGGUGUGGGGGGAAAUGGCUGAGCAAGCAAUGUGAGCACAAAGGAUGCUCACGGGAUUGUCGUAACUGCAGUGCCCCAAGUUCAAAAAUAGAGGUUGUUUAUUAUACUCCUCUCGAAUUUGAGAGUUUUGUUAAGCCGCAGAGGUUCCCUGAUGCACCAAGUGAGUUGAAGCAAGCACCUUGCGAACCCUGA
Molecule: messenger RNA, 1491 nt
Organism: Symbiodinium necroappetens
Lineage: Eukaryota; Dinophyceae; Suessiales; Symbiodiniaceae
Source: the annotation of a GenBank genome assembly